Messenger RNA from Pygocentrus nattereri (red-bellied piranha), 693 nucleotides. RefSeq names its product ATPase H+ transporting V0 subunit e1. Bases 110 to 355 code for a protein of 81 amino acids. Gene Ontology annotation, molecular function: proton-transporting ATPase activity, rotational mechanism. Gene Ontology annotation, biological process: proton transmembrane transport. Gene Ontology annotation, cellular component: proton-transporting V-type ATPase, V0 domain. The record is from RefSeq and is a predicted model, not a curated record. The transcript has 4 exons. Lineage: Eukaryota; Metazoa; Chordata; Actinopteri; Characiformes; Serrasalmidae.
CCGCUGUUGUCAAGUUUUCGGGUCCAGUGACAGAAGUUGGCAGCGCGUCCACGACACUAGCUUGACUGCACAGCUACGCUAAAUUACUGUUAAUCUGGGCCGGGGAGCUAUGGCGGAGCUGUCGUUUGUGAUUUCGAUCUGUGUAAUGACCGUGUUUUGGGGCAUUGUUGGAGGAGUGCUGCCGUUCUUUAUCCCUAAAGGACCGAAUCGGGGAGUUAUUGUGACCAUGCUGAUACUAACUGCAGUUUGCUGCUACCUGUUCUGGCUGAUUGCUAUUCUGGCACAGCUGAACCCGUUGUUCGGGCCAGUGCUGAGCAAUGACACCAUCUUGUACCUGCAUUAUCACUGGGGUUAGUCUGCGCUCAUGGUCCUAGUUACUGCAAGAGCAGACGCUUGUACAAUGCCAAAAAGCUAAAAUCUUAAUUUUCUCACAAAGGGAACAUUUCUCAUUCCUGAGGCCUUAUGUAUAGUUCUGACUGUAAUAAUGAAACCUUAUUGCUUACAUAUGUAAGACACACUGACGUACAGAUAUGUGGUCAUCUUGUGAAGGAAGUAAUGAGCAAAUGGUAGUUGAGGCUUUUGUCUUGUACACUGAAUGAUACAUUUACAUUGUGAUUGUGUGAUGCGUUUCCUUGUCCUUACAUUUGUAUUUAUGUACCCGAGUGCCUAUAAAUAAAGAUUUGGAGAUGAAAA